GGACGCCAGAAUGAGUCUUGCAAACGCUUGCCAACUGCCGUGCAGUCAAGGUUUGCUUUAAAUAUUUUUCCAAAAAAUAGUUUUAGAGCUUUAAAAUGGUGUCGAGUGCAAAAUUGAUCUUGGCUCUCACCGUCUUGGCCACCGUAGCCUGCACUGGGUACGCCAUUAAGUGCUAUCAGUGCGAUUCCUUGUCUAAAUCCGAGUGUGGAAAGGACAUAAAGUCAGAUAGUAGUCUCGUUUUGGAUUGCACCAAGAUGGCUCCUCCUCGAUUCCUCCAGAGCUUCUUCCCAGUUCGCAACGCCACCGGUUGCAUGAAGCAGACCAUCGACAUUCCGGGAAACCCCCAGAUCGUGAGGUCCUGCUACUUCGGCAACAUCGACGACACAAAGGUUGGAUGCCAGACGGAUCCUAGCCUGACGAUUAACAAGUUGCUGAGCUGCGAGGUUUGCACCAAGGACGAGUGCAACGGAUCCUCCUCCCUGGCCCCCAUCGCCGGAGUAAUCCUGCUCUUCUUUGGCUUGGCCCGUCUGCUGGCCUGAGCUAGGAAGGAGCAUGUUUUAGUACCGCAGUGCUAUCCCAACUAUAUCGAGUUCGCUUAUGGGAAGCCUUAGGGGCCUGCUUUAGUCACCUUUGAAUCUCUUGUAAUUGUUACACCCUUUUGAACUGUUUUUGCCCACAUUAAACGUCACUUUAUUUAUUUGAAAA
Molecule: messenger RNA, 705 nt
Organism: Drosophila yakuba
Lineage: Eukaryota; Metazoa; Arthropoda; Insecta; Diptera; Drosophilidae
Exons: 3
Coding region: 96-539 (147 amino acids)
Biological process (GO): sleep; positive regulation of voltage-gated potassium channel activity; regulation of synaptic transmission, cholinergic
Source: RefSeq, a predicted model, not a curated record